Messenger RNA from Camellia sinensis, 1554 nucleotides. Its product is annotated as putative glycosyltransferase At5g25310. Gene Ontology annotation, molecular function: glycosyltransferase activity. NCBI's taxonomy places the organism in Eukaryota, Viridiplantae, Streptophyta, Magnoliopsida, Ericales, Theaceae. The record is from RefSeq and is a predicted model, not a curated record.
UCUAUCAACUAUUUUCAAACCUUUUUUUCAUCUCCACAUUCUAAUUCACAUUUAGAGAGAGAGAGGAUUUUUUGAGAUGAAGGAGGCGACCUAUGGAGUCUCUGCUUGCGUGAUUGCAUCGUUUUUUGUUCUCUCAAUCGCUUUGGUAUUUUUUGUUUCAGGUAAUUUUAGUUCUUUCAAGUUCUUCACUGGUUCGAAAUCCGAAUUCAAAGUUCCGAUUGUGGAGUUGCAGACCAAGCUUACCAGCACUUCCGAUGAGUUCCAAGUUCGAUCCACCACCACUAAUUCAUUCAGAAAUCGGACUGUUAUUAGAGAGAAAAACGGAGGACUGGAGCGCGGACUAGCACGAGCAAGAGCUUUGAUUCGGACGGCGGCCGCUCUGAGUCCAAACAUGUCAUUGACCCUCCCCGACGGUGAUGGUGACGUACACACCGGUGACAUUUAUCGAAAUUACGGCGAAUUUUACCAGAGUUACACCGAAAUGGAGAAAAGAUUCAAGGUGUACGUGUACGAAGAAGGCGAGCUACCCUUAGUCCAUGAUGGGCCGUGCAAGAACAUAUACACGACGGAAGGGAGAUUCAUACACGAGAUGGAGCACGGAGGAGGGAGGUUCAGGACGAGGGAUGCAAACCGUGCUCACGUUUAUUUCAUGCCCUUCAGUGUCACCUGGAUGGUGAAGUACCUCUACAAGCCUCUCUCUUACAACCUCACUCCACUCAAAAACUUUGUCUCUGAUUAUGUGAGGGUCAUCUCCACCAAGCACCCUUUUUGGAACAGGACUCAUGGGGCUGACCACUUCAUGCUUUCUUGUCAUGAUUGGGGGCCUCAUGCCUCACAAGGUGACCCAGUCCUCUACAACACAUCAAUCCGGAUCUUAUGCAAUGCCAACUCCUCCGAAGGUUUCAACCCACAAAAAGAUGUCAGCCUCCCUGAAAUCCAUCUCUACACCGGCGACAUCUCCCCCAAACUCCUCUCGCCUCGGCCACCAAACACUUCCCGGCCCUACCUUGCCUUCUUCGCAGGCGGCCUCCACGGCCCCAUCCGCCCCAUCCUCCUCAACCACUGGAAAAACCGCGACACCGACCUCCCAAUCUACGAGUACCUCCCCAAAGGCCUAGAUUACUACUCUUUCAUGCUUCAAUCCAAAUACUGUCUAUGUCCAAGUGGUCAUGAAGUGGCUAGCCCUAGAAUUGUGGAGGCCAUUUACGCUGAAUGCGUCCCUGUGAUCUUGUCAGAUCACUAUGUGUUGCCUUUCAGCGAUGUGUUGCGAUGGGAGGGGUUUUCGGUGCAGGUUGAGACCGAGAAAAUUCCGCAGUUGAAGGAGGUUUUGAUGGGUAUUUCGGAAGAAAAGUACAUGAGGUUGAAAGAAGGUGUGAGAGCUGUGAGGAGGCAUUUUGUGUGGAACCAGCCAGCUGAGAGGUUUGAUGUGUUUCAUAUGAUAUUGCAUUCUGUAUGGCUUAGGAGAAUCAAUUUAAGACUUGUAUAGAUAGACAGAUAUGCACUGUAAUAACAGUGAUUACAUAGCUUAAUUUUUUUUUUAAGGGUUUGAUUUAA